Molecule: messenger RNA, 990 nt
Organism: Rubroshorea leprosula
Lineage: Eukaryota; Viridiplantae; Streptophyta; Magnoliopsida; Malvales; Dipterocarpaceae
Source: the annotation of a GenBank genome assembly
AAACUCUUAUUGAAAACAAAAAAUUAUACGAAGUAGAAAUUAAGAGUUAAUUUUGACUGAGGAAGCAAUUAAACCAUCUCUACUUCUCGACCUUCACUACUUUUACUUGGAUUCUGACAACAUCCUGUUAAAACAGACAUGAUUAAAAUCACCAAAACGACCAAUCCUAUCACAACGAAUAUGUAAAUAUUCAUUGUUUCCCUUGUUGAUGGAUGAAUGUGGAUCGUAUGGUGUGAGUAAAUUAAAUGACAUUACUUAUGAAUCGAGUAAAGGAAAACACUUACGAUUUCCAAAUCGCCUGUAGUGCUCAUCUUCACAGCCGAUUCCAUUGAAAUUAGGAUUUCGUGAAUUCUCCCUUGAGUUUUCUCUGCUGACUGAUUUAAAAAGAAUCGAGGGUUAGGUUGGAAAAAGAUUAAAGAUUUGGAGGGUGAAAACUAUGAGUCAAUGAAUUAAGGACUGGGGCGCCAUGGAAAUAAAAGAAGGGGAAUUGGUGAAGCUGCUGGACAUUGCCUAGAACAGAGAGAUUGUUUACUUAAAGAUUUAGAAAUUCUGACUUGACUGUAUCCCCGUGCGAUGCCGCCAGAUAUACCUCUUUGUUCGGCUUUGGUGGCUUGCAUAACUGCAUUUGUAAUGAUUACUGUCUUGAAUUGGGAUGUGCUUGAAAAGGUUGAAAAGUUUCCUUCCAUUGCUCAGGUCAGGUGAUAUAAGCAAGUGUUAUAUUUUAUUUUAUAAGAUCUCUGUUUUUUUUUUUUUUUAACAGAUUUUUACAAGGGAUUGGGUUCGAACCUCAGGCCUAGAUGGGGAAUGCAUCAUGAGUGGUUAUUGUCACUUGACUCGAAGGAUUCGGUGCAUAAGAUCUCUGUUUUAUUUUUAUAUUAGCUGGCAAAUCACAUGAUUUUAUAACCAUGCAUGUAAGAUAUGUUAUUUGUCUCAUUUCAACAAUGAAUUUCUUACUCUAUGUGCAACAGAAAAUAAAAAAUAAAUUUUUUA